Molecule: messenger RNA, 954 nt
Organism: Propithecus coquereli (Coquerel's sifaka)
Lineage: Eukaryota; Metazoa; Chordata; Mammalia; Primates; Indriidae
Gene: BBS5
Product: Bardet-Biedl syndrome 5
Exons: 11
Coding region: 23-904 (293 amino acids)
Biological process (GO): cilium assembly; intracellular transport
Cellular component (GO): ciliary basal body; BBSome
Molecular function (GO): phosphatidylinositol-3-phosphate binding
Source: RefSeq, a predicted model, not a curated record
CCGGCCGCGGGCCUCAGUCACCAUGUCAGUGCUGGACGCGCUUUGGGAGGACCGGGAUGUCCGCUUCGACGUGUCCGCGCAGCAAAUGAAAACAAGACCUGGAGAAGUCCUUAUUGAUUGUUUAGAUUCAAUUGAAGACACCAAAGGAAAUAAUGGGGAUAGAGGUAGACUCUUGGUAACAAAUUUAAGAAUUAUCUGGCACUCUUUGGCAUUAUCCAGGUUCAAUCUUUAUUAUCCAGCUAUACUUACAGUAGUGCUAAAUUUUCAAGCAUAUGAAACUUCUAAAAUGUAUCGUGAUUUUAAAUUGAGAAGUGCACUAAUUCAAAACAAGCAAUUAAGAUUAUUACCACAAGAACAUGUAUAUGAUAAAAUCAAUGGAGUAUGGAAUUUAUCCAGUGAUCAGGGAAAUUUAGGAACGUUUUUUAUUACUAAUGUGAGAAUCGUGUGGCACGCAAAUAUGAAUGACAGUAAUAGCCUCAGGCCAUUUCCUUUCUUCUUCUGUUCCUUUUCAAGGCCUAGCUCAAGAAAAACUGAGUUCCCUUGGCAUUCACAGUCUACGAGUGGAGGAUAUGUUCUUGGCUUUAAAAUAGAUCCUGUGGAAAAACUACAAGAAUCAGUUAAGGAAAUCAAUUCACUUCACAAAGUCUAUUCUGCCAGUCCUAUAUUUGGAGUUGAUUAUGAGAUGGAAGAAAAGCCACAGCCCCUUGAAGCCCUGACAGUUGAACAAAUUCAAGAUGAUGUAGAAAUAGACUCCGAUGAUCACACGGAUGCUUUUGUGGCUUAUUUUGCUGAUGGAAAUAAGCAACAAGAUCGUGAACCUGUAUUUUCAGAAGAACUGGGGCUUGCAAUAGAGAAAUUGAAGGAUGGAUUCACCCUACAGGGACUUUGGGAAGUAAUGAGUUGAUCUUGAGUUGAGCUGCAUUUCUAUUUAAAGAUAUCUCAAGACUAAAGAUA